Messenger RNA from Tripterygium wilfordii, 1054 nucleotides. RefSeq names its product monoacylglycerol lipase abhd6-A. Gene Ontology annotation, molecular function: catalytic activity. The transcript is spliced from 4 exons. Bases 65 to 1000 code for a protein of 311 amino acids. Lineage: Eukaryota; Viridiplantae; Streptophyta; Magnoliopsida; Celastrales; Celastraceae. The record is from RefSeq and is a predicted model, not a curated record.
ACAAACAUUAUUGUUUGAUGUCUUAAUUGGUUUGUACAGAAACUGAAUCCAAUCUCCAUGCAUUAUGUCUCCUCUUAAGAUAUCCAAAUAUUUCAGCUUUGCUGCAUCCAGGGACUGGCUCUACCGCUACACCUUCGCAAAUGCCGGCCUCCAAUCCAUGAAAACCGACAUUGGAGAUGGCACAAUCAUGCACUGCUGGAUCCCCAAAAUUCACAAACCAUCAAAGCCAAAUCUCCUCCUCCUCCAUGGCUUUGGUGCCAACGCAAUGUGGCAAUAUGGAGACCAUCUCCGCCACUUCACUGCCCCGUUUAACGUCUACGUCCCCGAUUUACUCUUCUUCGGAGAAUCCUACACGGCUAGGAAUGAGCGGACGGAGGCGUUCCAAGCUCAAUGUGUAAUGAAAAUGAUGGGAGCACAAGGAGUGGAUAGAAUGAGCCUUGUGGGGAUUAGUUAUGGAGGGUUUGUAGGGUAUAAUAUGGCGGUGCAGUUUCCGGAGUCUGUGGAGCGGUUGGUGUUGUGUUGUACAGGAGUUUGUUUGGAGGAGAAGGACAUGGAAGAUGGUUUGUUUAAGGUGCCAAAUCUGGACGAGGCUUCCAGUAUUUUAUUGCCUCAGACGCCUGAGAAACUGAGGGAGUUGUUGCGGUUUUCGUUCGUUAAGCCUGCCCGGGGCGUGCCUUCUUGGUUCCUCUCCGAUUUCAUCCAUGUGAUGUGCACAGAUUAUGUUGAGGAGAAGAGAGAGCUAAUACACGCAAUACUCAAAGAUAGACAUCUCUCUAAUCUUCCUAAAAUCACACAGCCUACAUUGAUAGUAUGGGGAGAGCAAGACCAAAUAUUUCCUUUGGAGCUGGGAAACAGAUUAAAAAGGCAUAUCGGUGAAGGUGCAAGCCUAGUAGUGGUAAAGAAUGCAGGGCAUGCAGUGAACCUAGAAAGGCCAAAGGAGUUCCUCAGGCACCUCAGAUCCUUCCUUGUAGAUAAUAAUAAUAAUGUAUCCUCUUGUUAAUGAUAAGAAAUCAGAGUCAAAUCAUUUUAAUUUGUGAUUAUUAAACGCAAUUAG